Aspergillus udagawae is the source of this 618-nucleotide messenger RNA. RefSeq names its product putative iron-sulfur cofactor synthesis protein (Isu1). Gene Ontology annotation, molecular function: ferrous iron binding; 2 iron, 2 sulfur cluster binding. Gene Ontology annotation, biological process: iron-sulfur cluster assembly; intracellular iron ion homeostasis. Bases 1 to 618 code for a protein of 205 amino acids. The record is from RefSeq and is a predicted model, not a curated record. Gene Ontology annotation, cellular component: mitochondrial matrix; cytoplasm. Lineage: Eukaryota; Fungi; Ascomycota; Eurotiomycetes; Eurotiales; Aspergillaceae. The transcript has 3 exons.
AUGUUCCGCCGUUUGGCUACUGUCGCCCCUCGCUCAGUCGGCACUGUCGUGUCGCCUCGCAUUACGCCGGCCAUUUCCCUCAUCCAGGCUCAACCCAUCAACAGGGCAUCUCCUGCUCCUCAGAGGAGAAGUUAUCACGAGAAAGAUAAUCAAAUGCUGACCUUCUUUGCACUGCUAGAUCAUUACAACAACCCACGCAACGUUGGCUCACUACCCAAGGACGCCCCUGACGUCGGUCUCGGUCUGGUCGGUGCACCUGCUUGCGGUGACGUGAUGAAGCUCCAGAUCCGGGUCGACAAGGAUACCAGCAAGAUCACCGACGUCAAGUUCAAGACUUUCGGUUGUGGUAGCGCGAUCGCCAGCUCUAGCUACCUGACCGAGUUGGUGCGAGGAAUGACGCUUGACGAGGCCUCUAAGAUCCGGAACACCGACAUUGCCAAGGAACUCUGCCUGCCUCCCGUCAAGUUACAUUGCUCCAUGCUUGCUGAAGAUGCCAUUAAGUCCGCCAUCAACGACUACUACACCAAGAACCCCAAGGCCGCUAAGACUGACCUUUCUGGUACUGGGGCUUCCAUUCCCAAUGUGGAAAAGACCGAGGGUAGCGCCGCGAGUCUGUGA